Megalops cyprinoides (Indo-Pacific tarpon) is the source of this 4090-nucleotide messenger RNA. It is a transcript of the gene ubfd1, whose product is annotated as ubiquitin family domain containing 1. The record is from RefSeq and is a predicted model, not a curated record. The transcript has 7 exons. Lineage: Eukaryota; Metazoa; Chordata; Actinopteri; Elopiformes; Megalopidae. Bases 49 to 924 code for a protein of 291 amino acids. Gene Ontology annotation, molecular function: RNA binding; cadherin binding.
CCGCGUACGUUUCCCAGCAGGCAUAUUGCUAAAUUGUACACAAUCAUUAUGGCGGCUCAGGAUGGGAGUGGAGGAGUCGACAUGGAAAGUGAAGCCAGUCUCAGUAGUCAAGAGCCAGUGCUGUGUGAGAAAGUAAGCGAAGGGAACGCCGCAUCCUGUGAACAAGCCGCCAAGUCAGACGGCGAAAUCCCCGCAUCUCAGGUCUCCGCUGUCAGCAACGGGGGCGACAGUGAUGAAGGGAAAGAGAUGGUGGACUUGAAAAUCAUUUGGAACAAGAACAAAUACGAUCUAAAAAUCCCUCUUGAUGGAACAGGAGCCAACCUGAAAGAAAGGAUUCAUUCACUUACAGGUCUUCCACCUGCUAUGCAAAAAGUGAUGUAUAAGGGACUGCUUCCAGAGGACAAGACGCUGCGCGAAAUUAAAGUAACAAAUGGUGCAAAAAUAAUGGUAGUGGGUUCUACAAUUAAUGACGUACUAGCAGUUAACACACCAAAAGAGGUUAUCCAGCAAGAAGUAAAAGCUGAAGAAAAUAAAAAGGAACCUUUGUGUCGACAAAAGCAACACAGAAAAGUACUGGAUAAAGGAAAACCAGAGGAUGUAAUGCCUUCCAUAAAAGGAGCAAAGGAGCGCUUACCAACGGUGCCUUUAUCCGGAAUGUACAACAAAUCAGGCGGAAAAGUGCGACUCACCUUCAAACUGGAACAAGAUCAGCUGUGGAUUGGAACGAAAGAGAGAACAGAGAAGAUUCCAAUGGGCUCCAUUAAGAAUGUGGUGACUGAACCAAUCGAAGGUCAUGAGGACUAUCACAUGAUGGCGUUUCAGCUGGGUCCAACGGAAGCCUCUCAAUAUUGGGUUUACUGGGUGCCUGCGCAAUUUGUUGACGCAAUCAAAGACACGGUCCUCGGAAAGUGGCAGUAUUUUUAAAAUGUGCCUCCCCUCUUGACAAUGAAGAACUGGGAUACAGAACAAAAACCAAGAAGAAGCAAAAAGAAAAAAAAAAAAACAGAGACGAUGAAGAGACAGGAAGACACUUUGACAUUGAAGCAGAUGAGAUAAAGGAGCAAAUGGAAGGAUGCCGCUGGAUGCAAUGCUUACUGGGUUAGUUUUAAGAGCGCUUAGUUGCAGUAUCCCAUUACAUGGCCUAUCUCAUCACGUUUUUUUUUUUUUUUUUAAGAAGCAAACCUGGCGAAGAAGUGAGGAAAGAAUUGUACAUAGGUUAUGGAUACAUUUUCUUCUCCCAGUCAUUCUCAAAGAAAUAAAGCUUAUUUAAGAAAGUUAAAAAAAAAAUACAAUGGCUUAGGACAUUUUCAUGGAGUAUGUUUAUUUGUGUAACACUACCCAAGCAAGCUUGCCAAAGUUUUUUUACAGACAUGCCUCAAAUAAAUUAGGCUUUGCAUAUCAUUUAAGCAAAGAUUGGAUGUGACUCCUUAACAUUUAUAGCUGGUGGUACCUAUGUGAUGAAAGGGAGUCUACGUCUUUACUUUAAACCUUAAAGAAGCUAACAACCACCAUUUAUGAGCACAGCGUGUCAAAGGCAUAGACAGCUUAGCCAGGCAUUCAGUACAAACGCUACGGUGCUUCGUCUUGAGUGGAGACUUAAUAUUUGAAAUGUUUUGUAGUGUUUAUCAAGUGCUUGGAUGGGAAAAAAAUAGAUAGCUAAAAUGAAACUAGAGGUGAUGCUCACAAAUUCUUUCGAUAUCGGAUGUUUUGCUUUUCACUCGUUUCCCAUAUGAUGGAAAGCAAAGUCCUCACAUUAUCACACUCACAAAUCCUUUCAGGUUUUUCUGUAUAGUUCUUGAUGAAAGGGAUCAGGUGUUGUGUUUUUCCUUUCACUUAAACAAAAAUCUCUGGCUGGCAGUCAGGCUGGUUUGUGUCACUGAUUGGAGGAGUGCUUUCAGGAUGUGGUUUGGAUUGCUAAAUUGUGCAUGUACAUAUUUGAUACAUAUAAAACACACCCAAGUUAUUUUUUUUCUGGAGUUUCCUUUUAACUUUGAGUAAAAAAUAUUAAGCAUGUGGUUCAUUUCUUUGGCACACUUCACAUUUUUAGACGGUUUCUAAAAUUAACAUACAUUGUGUUAGGGUGGAAACCAAAAUGUAAAACCUGCUUUAAUUUGGCAAAAUUAAGUAAAAAGGGCCACAGUGUUAAGACGCAAUGCUUCCACUCACCUGGUCUGACAGAUUUGUGCAGAAAGUUCAUCUAAAGCGGAGGUGGAAUUUCUUUUGCAGAAUGGUGUAAGAGGAAAAGAUGACAGGCAAAGUCUAUCCUUUUCCUUCACACUGCCAUUGACACAAUGAAAAGUGUCCUGUUCAUUGAGAAUGAAUUAAUUAUAGUUGUAUGCCAAUAUGUUUUAUGUGAACUUUGGCGAUCUUUGUAAAAGUUGAACAGUAUGAUGUAUAACCGAAUGACCUGUCCAAUAAAAUGGUACAUUGUUAUGUAAUAACAUUAGUAAUAUACUAAGAUAACAAAACUGACACAGCUGAUUCAUUGGGAUAUUUUCUAUUUAAUGUAUAAUGUGUGAUUGUUAAAACUGAAAUUGGUGGUUGUAUUGCCAGACAUUUUAAUGUAUGUUUACAGCAGUUCAGUGGUGUAAAUUGACCGCUGCUGUGCAUUAAGAUGCAGCAGAGCUGUAGCUGUAAGAAUACAGCUCCCAUUCCUCUCAUAAUGAUUAAUAGACUUAGCCCAAGAUUCAGCACUACUCCAGUGCAGCAAAUCAUUAUCUUUGAAUAACAACUUUGUGUUAUUUUUUGCUAUUUAAUAGCCUGUAUGAGCUGAACAGUUGCAGACGUUUUAGAAAAAUAUGUAGUACGUUUAAUAAGUUUUAAAGUUUAAAUUUGUUAUUCAGACUAUAAGGACAAACUGGGUCGGUGCUAAGUUGAAUUCCACCCUGAGGCCUGAUAACUUCAACCUCACUUCAAGGAAUGUCUUGUUCACAGCAUAUUUUAUUUAAAGAGCUUGUGCAGAUCAUCUAAAGUAUGAAAUAUCUCGCUCACCAUCAACAAACCAUGCCUGUUCGUACUGUUUCGUAUUUUGAAAUGAUACUGAUCCCUUUCCUUGUAGAACUGCUGAAAACCUUAUAGAACAAAAGUAAUUUUUGAUAAUACAGCUCUGCUUCAGCUGGUUUUCUCAUUGUGGACUCUGAAAACCAGAUGAUGUGGAGUAGUUUGUGAAUACUGUAGGGUGUUCUGGAAGGGUGUAUCAUCUUAUAACCCCCAGGAACACAUAAGCAAAUAUUUUGAAGGGGAACUGAGAGUGAAGGUUCUGCUAAAUACAGAAUCAUUUUGCAUUGACACAGAGCUCUUAAAAUGAUGCUUAGUUACAUGUUUGAAAUGCAACAGCCUUUAACGAUUUAUAUCACCAGUACCCCCUGUAGUAAAAGAGAUACAAUAUUAAUUUGAACACCUUUUAUGUGUAUUUACUGGUGAGAAUUGGGUCUUUAUAACAAAAAAAAAAAGUCCACUGCCAGAUGGACUUGAUACCUGGCCUACAAGAAGAAGACAUGUUGCAGCUUUAAACACAGGCAUUGCAGGAAAAAUCUGUAUUUUGAACCCAUGCAAUAUCUUUGGAGUGUAAUUUGGAGGUACAGCUAAAGAUGUAGCAGCACUAAGGCCCAGAGUGGUGUUUUACAGAAGUCUAUCAGUAUUCACACCUCCUGGACUUUGUCAUUUCAAAUUUCCAUUGGCCAAAGAGUAGCAUCAGAUUUGCCAUGUCAUAUAAAAAUGAAGUUGCCAUAAGCGGGUUACGCGUUGCCAUGGUUUGUCUCUUAAAGCCUGUUCAUGUGCACAGGGAAGUCUACCAUACAAAUAUGCAGUCUUUUCUCUUUUUUUGCAUUCAACCUCACAUAACCCUUGCCUUCAAAGUAACCAAUUGGCAGUUACCAAAUGUAAUCAAUUCAUAGUACUUUUUCUGGCUUUCUACUAACUGUUAGCUGAUUGAGUACCAAUCACUGAAAAUGAUAGAGAAAUAAGAAGUCAUAAUAGUUUACAUUCAUGUGUGCAUUCUAAACAUUUUCUGCCUGUAAAAUGGGAUUUUAGAAUGGCUCAAUUGAUGUGCACUGCUCAAUAUAAUGGAAUAAACUACUUUUGUUUUAUU